UUUCAGUUUAAGCCGCCGCAGAGGGUCGAGGCUCGGACGCACCUACAGCUUGGAUCGGUCCUCUACCACCACACCAAGAACAGCGACCUCGCCCGGAGCCACCUGGAGAAGGCGUGGUGCAUAUCACAACAAGUCCCUCAGUUUGAAGAUGUUAAGUUUGAGGCCGCGAGUCUUCUAUCAGAGCUGUAUUGCCAGCAAAAUUUGGUGGAUUCGGCGAAGCCGCUCCUUCGGAAGGCGAUCCAGACCUCCCAGCAGACGCCGUACUGGCACUGCCGGCUGCUGUUCCAGCUGGCGAGCACUGUUUCUCCUGAGCAAAGGAAUGCUGCUGCUGAUGGAGCGGAAGCUGCAGGAGGUCCACCCCCUGCUCACACUCUGCGGGCAGAUCGUGGAGAACUGGCAGGGGAACCCCAUCCAGAAAGAGUCUCUGCGGGUCUUCUUCCUGGUGCUGCAGGUCACGCACUACCUGGACGCUGGGCAGGUGAAGAGUGUGAAGCCGUGUUUAAAGCAGUUACAGCAGUGUAUCCAGACCAUCUCCACACUCCAUGACGACGAGAUCCUCCCUAGCAACCCAGCCGACCUCUUCCAUUGGCUGCCCAAGGAGCACAUGUGUGUGCUGGUGUACCUGGUGACGGUGAUGCACUCGAUGCAGGCUGGGUACCUGGAGAAGGCGCAGAAGUACACAGACAAGGCCCUCAUGCAGCUGGAGAAACUAAAGAUGCUGGACUGCAGCCCCAUCCUCUCCUCCUUCCAGGUCAUCCUGCUGGAGCACAUCAUCAUGUGUCGCCUGGUUACCGGCCACAAGGCCACCGCCCUGCAGGAGAUCUCUCAGGUGUGCCAGCUGUGCCAGCAGUCUCCCCGGCUCUUCUCCAAUCACGCGGCCCAGCUGCACACUCUACUCGGGCUGUACUGCAUCUCGGUGAACUGCAUGGAUAACGCGGAGGCCCAGUUCAGCACCGCACUGAGGCUGACCACACAUCAGGAGCUGUGGACGUUCAUCGUGACGAAUCUGGCGAGUGUCUACAUCAGAGAGGGCAACAGGCACCAGGAGCUCUACAGUCUGCUUGAGAGGAUAAACCCAGAUCACAACUUUCCUGUCAGCUCCCACUGUCUGCGGGCAGCAGCCUUCUACAUCCGGGGUCUCCUGUCCUUCUUCCAGGGGCGCUACAACGAAGCCAAGAGGUUCCUCCGGGAGACGCUGAAGAUGUCCAACGCUGAGGACCUGAAUCGCCUGACUGCCUGCUCCCUAGUCCUGCUCGGGCACAUCUUCUACGUGCUGGGGAACCACAGGGAGAGCAACAACAUGGUGGUCCCAGCCAUGCAGCUGGCCAGCAAGAUCCCCGACAUGUCUGUGCAACUGUGGUCCUCCGCCCUGCUCAAAGACCUGAAUAAGGCGUGUGGGAACACCAUAGACGCUCAUGAAGCUGCCCAGAUGCACCAGAACUUCUCCCAGCAGCUCCUCCAGGACCACAUCGCCGCCUGCAGCCUCCCGGAGCACAACCUCAUCAGCUGGACGGACGGCCCUCCCCCGGGGCAGUUUCAGGCCCAGAACGGCCCCACCACCAGCUUGGCCAGCCUGCUGUGAGCCCUCUACCCUCACCCCCAAUAGCACCAACACUGUGACCCCCCCCCUCCAGGGGCCCAACCGCAGGGGCCCAACUGCAGGGGCCCAACCGCUGGGGCCCUCAGCACAGCCAAGUGCAGCUCUACAACCACGCCUUACGGGGCCUCCCAGUGCAGGACUGGAGUAAAGGGGGUGGUCGUGUCCAUGUGUUGACUUUCAUUUCAAUAAUUAGGUCAAUUUUGGAAGUUGGUGUGCGUGCGAGUUUGUGUGUGUGUGUGUGUG
Conger conger (European conger) is the source of this 1843-nucleotide messenger RNA. RefSeq names its product MAU2 chromatid cohesion factor homolog. Gene Ontology annotation, cellular component: SMC loading complex; chromatin. Bases 149 to 1582 code for a protein of 477 amino acids. The record is from RefSeq and is a predicted model, not a curated record. Gene Ontology annotation, biological process: mitotic sister chromatid cohesion; maintenance of mitotic sister chromatid cohesion. The transcript is spliced from 18 exons. NCBI's taxonomy places the organism in Eukaryota, Metazoa, Chordata, Actinopteri, Anguilliformes, Congridae. Gene Ontology annotation, molecular function: protein binding; double-stranded DNA binding.